Pungitius pungitius (ninespine stickleback) is the source of this 3322-nucleotide messenger RNA. RefSeq names its product cyclic AMP-responsive element-binding protein 1-like. Gene Ontology annotation, molecular function: cAMP response element binding; protein binding; DNA-binding transcription factor activity, RNA polymerase II-specific. The record is from RefSeq and is a predicted model, not a curated record. Bases 179 to 1129 code for a protein of 316 amino acids. The transcript has 8 exons. Gene Ontology annotation, cellular component: nucleus; ATF4-CREB1 transcription factor complex. Lineage: Eukaryota; Metazoa; Chordata; Actinopteri; Perciformes; Gasterosteidae. Gene Ontology annotation, biological process: regulation of transcription by RNA polymerase II.
GGAAACGCAUCCGAUGUUUGCUAAACCGAUAGAUGGCUGCCCAGAUGAAGUUAUUUGAGCCUAGUAUCCGCACAAAGCCAACAAAGAGAUCAUGGCGGCGGUGUUGCAGAGGCUCUCAAAAUGAGUCAGUCUCUGCCGGGCUCGCUGCCUCUCAACACUGCUGAGACAUAGAUUUUUAAUGACAAUGGAGGCUGGAGCAGACACACAGCAAAGUGGUGAAACGGUUGUGUCCGAGUCUGAGGCCCAGCACGUCACUUUGACCCAGGCGUCCAUAGCAGCUGGCCAGUUGACAACCAGCGGUUCCACCGUCACACUAGUGCAGUUACCUAAUGGUCAGACAGUCCAGGUGCACGGAGUGAUCCAAGCGGCCCAGCCCUCCGUCAUCCAGUCCCCUCAGGUCCAGACGGUACAGAUUUCAACCGUUGGUGAGAGUGAAGAUUCUCAGGAGUCCGUAGACAGUGUCACAGAUUGUCAGAAGAGGCGAGAGAUCCUGUCCAGGCGACCCUCUUAUAGGAAGAUUCUCAACGAUCUGUCGUCGGACGUUCCAGCGGUGCCUCGCAUUGAGGAAGAGAAGUCCGAAGACGACUCGGCACCCCCCAUCACCACGGUCACCAUGCCCACCCCCAUCUAUCAGACCAGCAGUGGGCAGUACAUCGCCAUCACGCAGGGCGGGGCCAUCCAGCUGGCCAACAACGGCACGGAUGGAGUGCAGGGCAUGCAGACGCUGACCAUGGCCAACGCGGGCCAGGGUGGCACCACCAUCCUGCAGUACGCCCAGACAUCCGACGGGCAGCAGAUCCUAGUGCCUAGCAACCAGGUGGUCGUACAAGCCGCCUCCGGGGACGUCCAGGCCUACCAGAUCCGCACGGCCCCCACCAGCGCCAUCACCCCCGGGGUGGUCAUGGCAACGUCCCCCGCACUGGGCUCGGGAGGAGGCACCGAGGAAGUCACGCGCAAAAGGGAGGUCCGACUUAUGAAAAACAGGGAGGCCGCCCGGGAGUGUCGCAGGAAGAAGAAGGAGUACGUCAAGUGUCUGGAGAACCGCGUGGCUGUGCUGGAGAACCAGAACAAGACCCUCAUCGAGGAACUCAAAGCCCUCAAAGACUUGUACUGCCACAAAUCUGAGUAGAGAGGACACCAAACGCCUGGCGGGGGCAUCGACCGGGGGCCCGCAGGUCCCCAUGUACAGAGACUCAGCAGAGAGCCAUGCAUCCGGACGCCAACCCCCACCACCCUUUUCUACUCUGGCUUUCUUUUUAAAAACUGCUGAAAAAUCUGUAAAAAAUAACUCCCCAGGAAGAGAUAGAGGGAGGGAGGGAGAGAGAAACAUCGGCCCUGCCUCUCCCACCGCGGUUCACGAAAACUGCAAUUCUGUUUUCUCCACCAAAAGGGCGCGGCAUUCAGAGCGCCGGACAGGGUGCUCGCGUCGGGAGGCGAGCACCACGAGGGGCCGCUCUGGACUCUCCGCCGCCGCCUCCACAGAUGGGACGCGCUCUGUCACUGGGGGCCGGGACAAAACGGGGGGGCGGGGUGCGGGCCGAUAUCACCAGCAACGGGGAAGUGCUCGACAACCGUCGCCAACGACGACGGACCUUUUUACAGUUGGAGCGCCCCGGGACACUUGGCUCACGUGGAGAGGUGUCCUUUAGUGUGCAUCGUUUGUCAUUGUACCAUUGCAUUAACAGCUGUUACUUACUAAUGCUUUGAACUGUAGAUGGGCUGCGUCAUGGACAUUUUAACCUUUUAGCUGUCUUUUGUUUUAUGUAUUGGAUCGUCUGCUUGCAUAAUGUCAGACCUAUUUUUUUAUUUUAUUUUUUACUUUAUUUUAUUUUACUUUGCCUUGAUACGACCAGAACAACAACAACAAAAAUCAUCCCAUUCAUGAUGAGUUCUAAAUGGGUUUUCAUGUCAAAUGCAGCUUUAAAGAAACAUGACAAAGACAGGCCAAAGUCGGGAUCCUUCGAGUGCAACGCGGUGUUUGUGUACCGACAACUAAGGCUCAUUGUUUUUGAUUCCCAACUUUUCCCGCAGAUCUGCUUUACGGUCGCCGUAGGUGACGGUAAAUUUCCGGUCUGUACCGGUGCGUUUGGAGCUUCGUUCCGAACGCUGACUUUAAUUUAGCAUUGUUCUGCAUGUGCUUUAUUUUUGUAUUUGUUGAAGUAAGUUCCAGUGGUGGCAGCGUAUGACUGCGCCCGAUUUGUGUGUUCAAAAAGCUCAACGUAGUAUUUUAUUUGUAGAUAUUUAGCCUUUUGAAAGACAUGGGAGUCCUACAUCUACAACGACUGGGUUGUGUCGUAGCAAUCUAAUCCAACAGCGCCACAAUGCUAAAACAAAAAUGGCCUUUUCUACAUUUUAAGUCUUCGGAAGCUUCAAAUGGGAAAACCAAACAUUCGGCACAGCUGUAGGAAAUUUCCUUCCCAUUAAAUUUCUGUAAAAAUCUGAUUAAAUGCUAACAACAUUUUGUCCAUGCACCAGACUGUAAAAAAAAAAGGUGACUAUAGAGUUUGUGUUUUAAAAGUUUUUUGUACUAUGGACUUUCCAUCCGUUUUUUAAAAAUAAAUUCCAUUUACCCAUGGAUUCUUUUUGAAAGAAGAUCAAAAAGAAUGAGCCUUACUUGUUCCCGAAGCAUCUAUAUGUGACAUUUUGGAGACUCAUGGAGACUUGAGAUUCCAUGGAUCUCUUGGUAUUAAGGGGUCUUUUGGUGGAACCUCCACACGGUUUUGUUACAGGGGGGGGGGCAUAUAUAUAUAUAUAUAUAUUACUAGUUUUUUAUCUUGAAUAUGAGAUACCAGGUCCCCUUUAUGUCAUUUUGUCUCCAGAUUGAGUUUUCUAGGGUAACAAGGUGGCCAGCGCACUUUCCUUGCACACACAAUCAUCCCACACGAUUUCACAGGGAAACCUCUCACUCUUACAAGGUGCCUCUCAGAUUUUGCUUCAAAGUACCGCUGCUAAACGGCAGUGAAUCACAACAUGACCGCGCGCGUUUUGCUUUAUUCUGAAGGCGUCAGCAUGCAUUUAAUCAGACGUCAAUGGUUGUGUGGAGCCUUAAAUCUCGGCUCGGUUGCACCUUUCAACACAUCCUCCAAGGAUUAUAAAGUGUGACCCAAUCAGACUUCACACUGAACUAAAAGUAUAUUUUAAUCAUAGUGGAAUGCCACGUUGGAUUAUUUAGUAACAACUGUGCUUUUUUUAUGUUGCUUUUCAUUCAUUUUGUAUACACAAUUUGUAAAUGUCAACAUAAACUUGUAUGAUACAGUGCAUUACGCUAGAGCUAUUCACAUAUUACAUUUUUGGCAGCUGUUAAUAAAUGUGUUUCUGGUAA